Molecule: messenger RNA, 3080 nt
Organism: Juglans regia (Persian walnut)
Lineage: Eukaryota; Viridiplantae; Streptophyta; Magnoliopsida; Fagales; Juglandaceae
Exons: 1
Coding region: 299-2881 (860 amino acids)
Molecular function (GO): heme binding
Source: RefSeq, a predicted model, not a curated record
UUUUGGUCCAUCUUAGGUGAAGAAAAUAAAAUGCUAAGCAACAGAGGUAGUUCAUACGUCAUUCUUCUAGUUCUCAUUUUACAAUGCCCUUAAACAGUUUCACAAGUUCGACCUCUUGAUAAAUCUUAAGUUUGUGUCUACCUUAAAUAUAUUGCUAUCUCAAGACUCGGCAUGUUUACAAAUGUUUAUCUUUUACUAUGUCAUACCUUUACAUUUACAACCUAGAUAUGGAAUCACAUUUUCAUGCAAAUAAAAGAUGAUCUCAACAAAUGUUUUUUCGACAUGAUUUCAGGGUAGAAUGCCACUAGAUACCAGUCAGACUCAAAUUGAGGUCAUUUACCAAUUCAUUGGUAUCUAUAUAGUGGGUUUACUCAGUUCUCUCUCAGCAGCUAUCUUCUACUUCAUCUACAUUUGGCUAUCGCAAAAGCCACAUUCUCUUCAACACUUCACAUUUUUUUGCAUAUCUGGAAGCUUCCACUGGAUCCCAUUCACCAUCAUUGCAUAUACCAUAGCGUUUUCCCAAGUCCCUUCAAACUCAAGUAACUUUGCUGUCUCAUUUACCUCCGCUUACAUGGCUCAUGGUGUGAUACUCAGUUUCUUCACAUGUGCUUUAACUCGGUUUCUCAAUAGCAAACAAGAAACAAAGCAGUCCCACUUGAAAGCAUGGCUUCGUCAUCGAAUUACCAUUGCCUGCCACCUUAGAUUUACGAAGCUCCUCUCUGGAACAGAAGCAUUCUGCAUGUACUUGCGCUUUUUGGGUGCAAAAAUAGGCAAUCAUUGUUCUAUUAGGGCCAUCAACCCAGUUUCAGACCCGCAACUGAUUUCAAUAGGCACAGGUGUCCAUCUUGGUGACUUCAGUCGGGUCAUUGCUGGCUUUUACUCCUCCAGCGGGUUCACUCAUGGGAAGAUUGAGGUGCAAGAUAACUCCGUUAUUGGGAGUCAAAGCCUGAUCCUCCCAGGUUCAAUUGUUCAAAAUGAUGUUAUUCUUGGUGCACUUUCAAUUGCUCCAAUGAAUACACUACUCCAAAAGGGUGGUGUCUACAUUGGAUCUCAAACUCCAAUCAUGAUUAAGAAUAAUGUGCAUGGUUUAGAUGAAAGGAUAGAAGAGAUGGACAUGAAAUACAAGAAAAUAGUUGGUAACCUGGCUGCUAAUUUGGCUGCCACAACUCUGAAGGUUAAAACAAGAUACUUCCAUCGAAUUGGUGUGGGUGGGAAGGGAUUCUUGAAAUUCUACGACAACAUUAAAGGUUUACCAAAUCACAAGAUCUUCUGCCCCGGAAAAAGCUACCCUGUUAUCGUUCGACAUAGCAAUAGUUUAAGUGCUGAUGAUGAUGCCAGGAUUGAUGCACGCGGUGCAGCAGUGCGAAUACUUCCAGAUAAAUUAGGCAUUGAUGCCCCACUCCUUGACCUAACAUUAAAAACAGGCAAGGCAUUUUAUGCUCGCACAAUAGCUGAUUUUGCAACAUGGCUAGUUUGUGGGCUUGCUGCCAGGGAGGAGCAUGUUAAGAGAGUCCCGCAUGUGCGUGAUGCAGUCUGGAAUUCCCUCCGCCAAGCUGAUUCAUUUGCAGAGCUACAUUACUACUCAAAUAUCUGCAGGCUCUUCCGGUUCACAGAUGGACAAGAAAUGUAUGUAAAAUUCAAGAUUCGGCCUUACGAUGUAACUAUCGAUGAAGACUCUGGUAAGGUGGAUCCUAUUGGAAUUCUCCCUCCUGAAACUGGUGCAAUUCCUAGAGAUGAAAAUGACACUCGUCCUUUACUUUUCCUCGCUGAAGAUUUCCAGUGCCGUGUGAGUUCGCCUAAUGGGGUCCGUUACAUUUUCCAACUACAAGUCCGGCCGGUUCCACAAGAUGAAGCCACUCGUGACAUUGCACUUGACUGCACCACACCAUGGGAUGAGGUCGCAUUCCCAUAUAUUGAUGUUGGGGAGAUUCAUAUUGAUCAAAAUCUCUCCAGGAAGGAGUCAGAAGAGCUGGAGUUCAACCCAUUUAUCAGAUGCCAUGAGGUGGAUGUCAUCAGGGCCUCAUCAUGCUCCCAAAGUGCUUCAAUUGACCAUGGUCGUUCACUGAUCUAUGAAAUUUGUCAGCAUUUGCGCAACGGUGAACCUCUUCCAGAGUCUUGGAGGAUCUUCCUAGAACAAUCUGAUGUCAAAGUAGACCUCUCUGGUUGUCCAAUGGCAGCAGCAAUGGAGAAGAAAGAAACAAAAACAAUAACCCUUGCCAGGACUUGGUAUCAAACUUUGUGGGCUAUUUUUGGUCAACCAUUACUACAGAUAGGUCUUCCUUAUUUCAUGAUGGGGAUGGUAAUCGUUGCUCCUCUGAGCUGGGUUAUGAACUUGAAGGAUGCCAAGAAAGUCCCACUGCAUUGGUUGCUUCCUUUCUUUUGGGUAUCUUCAGGGCUUUUGGCUGGAUUAGCGUGUGUUGUUGCAAAAUGGGUUCUCGUGGGAAAGAAGAAAGAAGGUGAAACAAUACUGAUUUGGAGUAAACGAGUCUUUAUGGACACCAUAUGGCAAGCCUUCAGAACUUUAGUCGGCGAUUAUUUCAUGGAAAUGACAAGUGGUUCUAUCUUGUUUUCCCUAUGGAUGAAGUUCAUGGGUUCACAUAUUGAUUUAGACCAAGGCACUUAUGUUGAUAGCAUGGGAGCUCUGCUGAAUCCAGAAAUGGUGGAGAUUCAGGGAGGUGGAUGCGUGGGAAAAGAAGCUUUAUUAUUUGGACAUAUAUAUGAAGGUGAAGGAGGGAAAGUAAAGUUUGGGAAAAUCAAGAUUGGAGAAGGUGGAUUUGUAGGGAGUAGAUCUGUUACCAUGCCUGGGGUGAUGGUGGAGAAUGGGGGCAGCCUUCCCGCUCUCUCCCUUGCCAUGAAAGAAGAAAUUAUUAAGUCAAGGUGAAGGGCCUGUUGCUCGUGAGUAUCAUCUUGAAUGAAACAAUAACUAGCAGUCCUUUCGUGCUUAUAACAUAUAGAUGUCUGGUUGGUCCUUUCAAUAAAAUACCAACAUUACAGAGAUUAUUAGACUAGAUAUGGAAACUCUCUCUCUCUCUCUCUCUCUCUCUAGCUCCUUCUCUGCAGUUGGACUGCGGGACAAAAUA